This is a messenger RNA of Momordica charantia (bitter melon), 818 nucleotides long. The record is from RefSeq and is a predicted model, not a curated record. Lineage: Eukaryota; Viridiplantae; Streptophyta; Magnoliopsida; Cucurbitales; Cucurbitaceae.
GGCAAGGCCUUCUGUAUAUCCCAUGUUGAUGUUGGUUUGGAUGCAGCCGCAGUUCGUGAAGCAGUUGUCAAAGUUAUGGAACAGAAGCCAUUAAAGUUAAAGGAAACUAUUGUGGUUUUAUUCCGGCGGAAGUCAGUCUGAUGGAUGGCCCUAGUUGCAUCCAAGCCAAAGUGGUUUCUUUUGAAGAUAACAGAUGGUUGGCCGGAAAAGAUGUCCAUAUUCACGGCUCUUUCUCGCCGGAGGUAGCUAGAGCUUUUCACCAAGGAAACACAAAUCCCGAAUUUAGUUUGGUGGACCGAUGGAGAAUUUAGGAAGGGCAUAUCAGCGAUGGUUUUCAGCACUGAUGAAACCACAAAGAAGGCUGUCGUUUGUGCUGGGGUUCCUCUAAAUGGGAGCCAAGGGAAGCAACUAGAGGUGUCAGAGUGGUUGACAAAAGCUUUGCAGCCUCUGAAAGGAAGGUGCGGGAAGGGGAAAGGUGGCCUUGCUUCGGGCCAGGGAACUGAUGCAUCUCAGAUAAAGGAGGCAAUGGAUCUUGCUACAUCUUUUGCAUCAUUGAAAUUGAGCAAAUGACAGCUCAGAUUCCUCGAUUCUUAGUUACAGGAGUUUCGAUAUUAUGUUCUGCAAUUAUUUGGGCUAACUUAUGGAAAUUGGGUAUGGAACACAGUAGAAUUUACUGUCAGAACAUUUGCACCUGCUAUACCUUCCACACUUGAUGAUAGUUUUUUUUUUUAGUGUCCCAAGUCAAGAAGUUGUAAAGCAUUGUUGCAAUGUAAAAGUUGUGUUUUCUUUUAAUUCAUGUUCUAUAGAAGAUUAAAUUA